Gambusia affinis (western mosquitofish) is the source of this 1750-nucleotide messenger RNA. RefSeq lists its product as uncharacterized. The transcript is spliced from 5 exons. NCBI's taxonomy places the organism in Eukaryota, Metazoa, Chordata, Actinopteri, Cyprinodontiformes, Poeciliidae. Gene Ontology annotation, biological process: immune response; cellular response to lipopolysaccharide; T cell costimulation. Bases 391 to 1038 code for a protein of 215 amino acids. Gene Ontology annotation, cellular component: external side of plasma membrane. The record is from RefSeq and is a predicted model, not a curated record.
UGUCUGCGCGAAACGAUCAGGCAACCUGCAGAAAGGUGUGAGUAAAUAUUUUACCAGAUUUUUUACUCUUCUGACUUUAAAUCUUGACUUUGUUUCAUAUCAAGCUUUAUUUUUUUUGUUUUUGUCUAUCAAGUUAUCAGCAUCAAUAUUUUGUAAUCUCAAUGGGAAUUCAAGUAGAAAAAUGAUAAAAACGUUUUUGUUACUCUGUUCACAUCCAGAUAUUUCUCUUUAAGCAUCUGAUGUUUAGAAAUUAGCUGUGAAUUUAUUUAAUUUUCUUACGUUUCAGUCCAGCGUUGUUCCUCCUGACUUUGAUACAUUGUGGACAAAACCUGAUAAUCUGAUUUGUUGAAGAUUUCCUGACUGUUUUUUUACUCUUCUUGAGGGAAACGGAUGGAGCCGAACAACCAGCCUGAAGGUUUCAGGAUGAAGAUGAUCUCCAGCAUCCUGCUGCUCCUCAUCCUCAGCUCAUGUCUCUGUGCAGCAACAUUUGUAGUGAAUGUGACACAGAGCAGCUAUCAGGCAGAGGAGAACCACAGCAUCACUCUGGAGUGGACCUUCACCUCCAGACCCGACUCCUGCUUGAGCUUCGAGUUCAUGAUCUUCACUUUAAUAACCGAAAACAAAAAAGUGUCCAUCUUGCUCCAUGAGCAUGGUGGAGUGGAGGUGCCUCAGUCUCAGGAUGAACAGUUUUCAGGACGAGUCCAGAGUGAUAAAGAACUCCUUAAAGACGGACGGAUUAAACUCCAUGUGUCCAGGCUGAGGAUUAAUGACUCUGGUCUGUAUUUGUGUGAAAUCCAGGCAGAUUGUGGCUUCGGCUCGGCUGCAUGUCGACUAAUAGUCAGAGCUGGUGACAAACAACCUGAGAGUCCAACUGCGGAUCCUCCAACAGAAAACAAAGGAUUGAUGGCUCUCUUCGUUCUGCUGGUGUUGGCAGCAGCAGCAGCAGCAACAGGAGUAACUGUGUACUGUAGAAAUAAAAAAAAUAGAUCCAAAGAGUCAAGAGACUGGAUGAACCAUCUACAGAAUGAGACAACAUGACGGCUCCUUUGAGAUGAAAGACGAUAAACCUCAGUGACUUCAUGACGGCCAUCUUUGAAGGAUGACGACCGGCUGUUGCUUCCUGCAGUUCGUACCGUCUCCUCUGGGCGACUUCCUGCUGUGAUGUCAGAGUAUUUGGACCUGAACUGAACUGGAACCUGAAGUGAACUGAAUCAGUGAAUCGUUCAGUCUGAUGUCGUGCUCUCGAUCAGCGCCUUUCUUCACACCAUCAUUUAUCCUUCUGGAUUUUCUGGAGAAUUUUGAUUUCAUCAAGAUGAACUUCUGUUAGUUUCACAGCAGAAAUUUUCUCCAUCAUGAAGAUGAAAUGUUUUCUGAAGUCGUCAGAUUCCUCUUUUUAUGACUGACUCCCAAUCAUUUCUCAGUAUUUAUUAUUGUAUCUAUUCUUACUGUCUGUGAUUUAAAUAUUUGAUUUUUAACUGGCUUUCUUAAGUGUAUUAAAAAGUAUCAAAUAAAACAGAAAAUUUAUUAUUUUGUCUUGUUUUGGAGCAAGAUAGUAUCCGUUUUUACUAAAAUUAAAAUCAAAGUUUCACAAGCUUUAAGUUAUUAAAGUUCUUUGGUUUUUAGAUUUCUUUUUUUUUUUUCAAAAUAUUUAAUCUUUAAAACUAAAACUCUUAGUUAAGCUUGUAUAGAUUUCAUUCCUGCCUUGUAGGAUUUAUUGAAAGUUAGCGCCCUCUGGUGAUCUAUGAAGAAA